Molecule: messenger RNA, 1608 nt
Organism: Gordionus sp. m RMFG-2023
Lineage: Eukaryota; Metazoa; Nematomorpha; Gordioida; Chordodea; Parachordodidae
Product: F-box/WD repeat-containing protein 5-like
Exons: 9
Coding region: 27-1475 (482 amino acids)
Biological process (GO): protein ubiquitination
Cellular component (GO): Cul4-RING E3 ubiquitin ligase complex; SCF ubiquitin ligase complex
Molecular function (GO): protein binding
Source: RefSeq, a predicted model, not a curated record
UAAAUAGCCGAAUUAAAGUAAAAGUAAUGGAUCAAGAAGAAACAUAUUCUAUAUUGCCUGAUAAUAUUUUGUUAACCAUAUUUUCUCUAUUGGAUUUUAAUGAUGUUGUAUCAUGUGAAUUAGCUUGUAUUAAUUGGAGGGCUAUUAGCCAUAAUAAUCAUUUAUGGAAAUUAUUGUUUCAUAAGCACUAUAAGUUAAUUAAAAAAGGAUAUUUUUUAAAAAUAAAACUUGGUGCUCUUUCCUGGAGAGAGGAAUUUAUAAGAUUAUAUUAUGAAGUUCCAUUAAUUCAACUAAAAGAUCCAUAUGUCAAUGAUAAAGAAAAUAAUAAAUAUUUAUUAAAGCACAAAGAUCAGGUUUUACAUGUAAAUUUUUCUCAUGAUGGAAAGAUGUUUGCUACUUGUUCAAAAGAUGGAUUUAUUAAGGUUUGGAAUAUGUCUUCCUUCCCAAUCAUAACCCUGAAAUACAGCUUUGAUUUAAAGUUAUACAAUUGGAAAUACACUCAAUAUUCGUGUUUUAAUGCAGACGAUACAUUAUUGUUAGUUUCUGGAGUCCAUUUUGGAUCGCAUAGUACUUCAGGAGAAAUUGCUGUUUUUAACGUAAUAGAUGGCCAAUUUACGUUACAAUGCCGUGUUAUAAAUAGACCUUACGACGUUUUCGGAACUUGGUACAACGAGGAUUAUCUCAUAUCCGGUAAUCUUCAUUGGUUCGGUCAUUUGCUAUCUUGUUCUUCCUUGUGGAUUAACAAAGCCUGGCAGGAAACAGAUUCCGAACUAGAAACAGUCGUCAUGAGAACUUUUAAGUUUUUCAACGUUAACGGUAGUUCCGUUAGAAAUAUUAUGGUUUGCGACUGCCUAACAUCUCUUCCUACCAAAGAAAACCAAAUAAAUGUUGAUUCAGAUGCCCAAUUAAGCGAAACAGACGCCAACCAUAAUUAUCAGAUAGAUAAUAGGAUUAAAACGAACGAACAAAACGAAAUACCACCCUGGGCAUCAACCUCUGUAGAUCUUCCUACAUCUUCUUCCGGUUCUUCCACUUCAUCAACAUCUACGCUAUCGUCUGCUAAUUUAAAGGACCCGAGAAAUUCAAAAAGAUCAUUAAAUGAUUCGCGUAAACACGCGUUAAAUGGCGAUAAAUAUUUGGUCUUCACGACAGGUUCAAAAACUUAUGUACCCCAUCAAAUAGGAUUUAAACUGAUAAAACCUAUCAAGUUACCUACCAUUUCUCAAGCGUUAGCCAUAUUAAACCCAUCAUCUUCGGCUCACAGAGAUAACAGAGACUACCCGGAAACUGUCGGUUUGGAAACUGAUGCUGACACUAUUCACGAUUAUAAUCCUCUUAUUUACAGGGGAGCACGUUCAUUUCCCAACAAUGAAUUUCAGAAUUAUCCCGAGCAGAUGGAUUUUGAUAGCAUAGAUCACCUGAUCGAUUUUAACGGGCACAUCAUAGGAAUGACCUUUUCUCCUGAUCAAAAAUAAUCGAUAACCAGAUUUUCACGUCACAUAAAGCCUAUACCCAUAACGAAGAAUGUUUCUUUUUGUUUUUAGACGUGAGCGAUGAAUACUUAGCGAGUGGAGCUGAAGAUAAAUCGGCCUACAUAUGGGAUAGGUA